GUGGGGGGGGGGGGGGGGGGGAUUUGCCGUUCAUCUCCUUUUUAGAGAACAGCUAGUUGUACAAAAGUACUGAAACAUUGAACAAUUGGAAAUGUGCAAUCAAAGGUUUUGAGACAGUUCGUCCUGAAAUUUCACCCCAAAGCCGGAGAUCCCUGUCUUUUUGUAAGAUGUGCAUUUAAAAUGGUGUUUUCCGUGAAGAUGUUGCAUAAUCCAAAGCAGAAAAAUGUGGAACAUUAUAAUGGUGGUGUUGCUCUCUAAAUCUGUUGUGUGUCCCCCUUUCAUUGGUACUAAUCUUAACUGGCUUUAGUCUCAGAAAAUGGACACCCGGUUCACUCGAGGGAAAUCCAACAUCUUGGAGCGCCCCUUGACAAGACCCAAGACUGAAGUCAGUGUGAGUGCUUUUGCAUUGCUCUUCUCAGAGAUGGUCCAGUACUGUCAGAGUCGAGUGUACUCUGUUUCGGAGCUGCAGACACGCCUGGCUGACAUGGGCCAGAGUGUGGGAGCUGGCAUGCUAGAUGUGCUGGUGCUGAGAGAGAAGAAUGGCAAGAGGGAGACAAAAGUCCUCAACAUGCUGCUUUUUAUCAAGGUGAACGUAUGGAAGUCUUUGUUUGGGAAGGAAGCUGACAAACUGGAGCAGGCCAAUGAUGACGACAAGACUUACUACAUCAUAGAAAAGGAGCCCCUCAUCAAUGCGUACAUCUCUGUGCCCAAAGAGAACAGUAGCUUAAACUGCGCUGCCUUUACAGCAGGCAUCGUGGAGGCCAUUCUCACACACAGUGGCUUCCCUGCCAAAGUCACUGCCCACUGGCACAAAGGCACCACACUCAUGAUCAAGUUUAAUGAGUCGGUCAUAGCCCGGGACAAAGCUUUAGAUGGCAGAUAAGGACAGCACGGAAAACCAGGGAGGUUUGUGUUUAUUUUUUGAUUUUUUGUUCUUCAAUGCAGGACAAAGAUAAAUAUUUAAUUGCAGUUAUUCCUUUAUAUUGGAGUAACAGAUGUAUUCCCAUUAUACUUUCAUUGUAUAAAGUGACUGUAGCCUCUUUCACAUUGACUAUCGACCUGUAAGCUGACAUUUUCCCAGCUUGCUGUCCUGUGUGUAAGGUACCAAUCCGCGAAGGGGGUUGAAGUUGACUUGGAAAUUUGCCAGCUUCCACUAGCUACCGACCAGAGUGUGAAGUUUAACACCGGGUUUCACUGUCUACACCUUUUUGUUGUAAGCGAUUGCUGUUGUCACACUGACUUUGCCAUGGAAUUAAUUAUCUUAAUGGUGCACGCUUAAUGUCCCGUUUCAACGAGUUCUGCCUGAAAGGCACAGGCUAAUAAAUCCUGGCUCUACUGUUGUCACUUCUGCCCCAAUUUACAGGUAAUGCAGUGUAAAAACGGCUUGUGAUAGGCAUGGACAACAGCCUUAGUCGGAGAAGAUGCUUUUAGUUGUUUUCUCAGUCUGUGUUCAUCAUGUCCUACUAUAUUUCAUGAAAUAACACUUCAUGGGAAAAAUUCAAAUUUGUACCAUACUGAAAACAUCUUGUUUCAAUAUUGUAUUAUUCAUUUAUAUAAUGUAUAAUAUGUAAGGUAUUUCAUUGAAAGCGCUUAUAUUAUUUGAUGAAUGAAUCCACAUUUUACAAGGCCUACAUUAAUUGGGGAAUAUUAUUUCUGACGUACUUUUUAUACUCGUCUCCUCAUAAUCAUGGCUGAUGAGUAUUGUUUAAAAAAACGGGCAUAUGCUAAGGAGCUAUUGUCUUACUCAUUUACAUGCUGCAUAGAUGAACAGUUAUAAAUAGAUUUUUCUUUUAACACAAAAAAAUGUGUACAAUAAUUCUUAUACAUAGAAUUAAUGGCAGAUUUAGCCCAACAAAAGUUAGAUGUCAGGUUGACAUUGUCUUGCAUGUAAUUGUAACUUUAGUUUGUUUAUUUUUUUUAAUUUACUGUCAGCGUCCCGGGUCUGUAUAUAAUAACACAAAGUACAACUGGUACAUGAAUGAUUUUAUGAUUGUGGUUAUGUGUCUAAUGGGAAAAUAAACAAAUUUAUAUGUUUAAAAGCAACAGAA
Messenger RNA from Phyllopteryx taeniolatus (common seadragon), 2048 nucleotides. RefSeq names its product trafficking protein particle complex subunit 5 (gene trappc5). Gene Ontology annotation, biological process: endoplasmic reticulum to Golgi vesicle-mediated transport. Lineage: Eukaryota; Metazoa; Chordata; Actinopteri; Syngnathiformes; Syngnathidae. Bases 317 to 883 code for a protein of 188 amino acids. The transcript has 2 exons. The record is from RefSeq and is a predicted model, not a curated record. Gene Ontology annotation, cellular component: TRAPPII protein complex; TRAPPI protein complex; TRAPPIII protein complex.